This is a messenger RNA of Cylindrotheca closterium, 966 nucleotides long. The record is from the annotation of a GenBank genome assembly. Lineage: Eukaryota; Bacillariophyta; Bacillariophyceae; Bacillariales; Bacillariaceae.
AUGUUGUGGUACCAUCCUCUUGCAAGUGCCAUUGUUUUGUCUCUCAAUAUGGUAAAGAACAGAAUCCCACUAGUGAAUCUUCCCUCUGACAAUGACUCGUCCUCUGAAAUGAUGAGGCAAGCAGCUCGCCAGGUCUCUGAGGCACUGGAAACCAGUGGAUUUCUAUUGGUGCAAAGUCAUUAUUUGAGCAAGGAUUUGCAGCAAGACGCUCUUGUAGCGACAAAAGAAAUUUUGAAUGACAAGGACAAUUCGGAAACCAUUCUCCAUCCAGUCGAUCCCAAGAAAUACAUCAUGAUACAGAGUGCUGACUCGAUUGAAACCCUCAAGGCAAAGGAUGACCAACAAAAGAUUCUGAAGGAAUACUGGGAUGUCAUGGAGAAGGUGAAACAUCAAGUUUUGCAUUGCAUAUCUCUAGGAUUGGGACUACCACCAGGUUACUUUUCAGAGUGUCAUAGCAAGAGUAACAGCUGUUUGCGGUUGUUACAUUAUCCUCCCGUCCCUGAAGAGUCGUCGUCGUCGUUGUUAGAUGAGAACAUAUCGUCUCCAAAGAUUCGAUGCAAGGCCCAUUCGGAUUACGGGAGCGUUACACUCUUGACAAGUGAUGGAGUCGGUGGCUUGCAGGCCAUGAUCGAUGGUGUUUGGACAGAUGUACCCUAUGUGGAGGGAACGAUAGUGGUGAAUAUUGGUUCCUUAUUGAGUGAUUGGACAAAGGGCAAACUGCUUUCGACCCUUCAUCGAGUGGUUUCCAAUGACAAAUCGUCCGAACCUCGAACCUCAAUAGCCUUCUUUGCAGAUCCAGACGGUGAUAUCAGUGCGUCCUUAGGCAACAACUCUUCUGAGAGGGCAGGCAUGACUGUCAAAGAAUACAUUCAAUAUAGAGCAGGUGGGGACAAUCGUGGUAGAGUUGGUGUUGCAUUCACUAGUGACGAAACCAAUCGGGCUGAGGGGGAAUCUAACAAGGAAUGA